AGGCGUGUCCCUGGAUGAACUACACAUGCUAGCUGUUUGUAUGGGUCUGUCUAAUAAACACUGAGACUCGGAGGGAUUCCCGGACUUGGCUUGUAUCGCAGUCUGUGCAGCAGCAGCUGUCAGUGUGAGGACCUAACGCGGCUGCGCGGCUUUUCUCCCUCAGCGCUGGAAUUUAAACCGCAUCGCCUGCAGUCUCCUGUUUUUACCUGUAGAUUUUAUUAUUAUACUUAUAAAAAACCUCAUCUGGUUGAAACAUGGCGUCGACGGCGGCGGCCGAGCCCGGUAUAAACCCGGGGUUAAUGUCAGCCCCCGAGUCUCUGGUUCCUGCUAGCAUGUUCGCUCCGGCCGGCCGGGGCUGUGGUGGGGAGGACGCCGAGGCGGAGUGCUUCGAGGACGGCGAGACGCUCAACGGCGAGACCGGGGAUUUCUCCAGUAAGUUGGCUCUGGUCAGUCCUAACGGAGAGCAGUACGACUCGUUGCUGCGGCAGCUGCGUGAGCGGAUGGACGAGGGCUGUGGAGAGACCAUCUAUGUGGUGGGCGUGGGCUCAGACGGAGGUGAGUACGGGCUGGACGAGAGCGACAUGGAGGCGUCGGUGGCCACGGUGCAGUCCCUGUGCGAGCAGAUCGAGGCGGACCUCAUCCUCCUGAGGGAGCGCGCCGAGAGCGGCGGCCAGGUGCGAGAUUACCUCAUCCGACGCCGCGUGGGCGAGGCCGACUUCCUGGAGGUCAGGGUGGCGGUGGUAGGGAACGUGGAUGCGGGUAAGAGUACCCUCCUGGGCGUGCUCACACACGGAGAGCUGGAUAACGGUCGAGGUUUCGCUCGUCAGAAACUUUUCCGCCACAAGCACGAGUUGGAGAGCGGCCGCACCAGCAGCGUGGGGAACGACAUCCUGGGCUUCGACCGCAAGGGCCACGUCGUCAACAAACCUGACAGCCACGGCGGCAGUCUGGACUGGACCAAGAUCUGUGAGAAGUCCUCCAAGGUCAUCACCUUCAUCGACCUCGCAGGACACGAGAAGUACCUGAAGACCACCGUGUUCGGCAUGACCGGCCACCUGCCCGACUUCUGCAUGCUCAUGGUGGGCAGUAACGCGGGUAUAGUUGGCAUGACUAAAGAACACCUGGGUUUAGCGCUGGCUCUCAACGUGCCUGUGUUUGUGGUCGUCACCAAGAUAGACAUGUGUCCUGCUAACAUCCUGCAGGAGACCCUGAAGCUGCUCCAGAGGUUACUGAAGUCUCCCGGCUGCAGAAAGAUCCCGGUGCUGGUGCAGAAUAAAGAUGAUGUCAUCGUCACCGCCUCCAACUUUAGCUCUGAGAGGAUGUGUCCGAUUUUCCAGAUAUCGAACGUCACAGGUGAGAACAUGGACCUACUGAAGAUGUUCCUGAACCUCCUGUCCUCCAGAACAUCGUUUAAAGAUGACGAGCCGGCCGAGUUCCAGAUAGACGACACCUACUCUGUACCGGGAGUGGGGACGGUAGUGUCGGGGACGACGUUACGAGGGCUGAUCCGUCUGAACGACACCAUGCUGCUGGGGCCGGACCCCCUCGGUGCCUUCAUCCCCAUCGCCGUUAAAUCCAUCCACAGGAAGCGGAUGCCCGUGAAGGAGGUGCGAGGAGGACAGACGGCGUCGUUCGCUCUCAAAAAGAUAAAGCGCUCGUCUAUAAGGAAAGGGAUGGUGAUGGUGUCGCCGCGGUUAAACCCUCAGGCAUCAUGGGAGUUUGAGGCAGAGAUCCUGGUGCUCCAUCACCCGACGACCAUCUCCCCACGAUACCAGGCCAUGGUGCAUUGUGGGAGCAUCAGACAGACGGCGACGAUCCUGACGAUGAACCGAGACUGUUUACGGACAGGGGACAAGGCCACGGUCCACUUCCGCUUCAUCAAAACACCAGAGUACCUGCACGUGGACCAGAGGCUGGUGUUCAGGGAGGGCAGGACCAAGGCUGUGGGCACCAUCACCAAGCUUCUUCAGUCGACAAAUAAUCAGCCGUCGAACUCUAAACCUCCGCAGAUCAAAAUGCAGUCGACCAAAAAGACGCCGAAGAGGGAGGAGGGGCAGACGGCAGGGGGGGAGGAGACGCCGAGCAGCACCGGGACGCCCACCGCCGCCGGCGGCACCGCCUCCGUCUCCACCGCCGCUAUACAGCAGCCAAAGUCUGGAGGCAGGCGACGAGGUGGGCAGAGACAUAAGGGUAAAAGCCAGCCGAACGCCACAGCGCCCCCUGCUGGUGCAGUCGGAGGCUGUUAAACCCCGCCUCACUCCAUCACACGCAGUUUUGUAGUUUUUAGAAGAAUCGGGCAGCUGCCUCCACCACUCGUCUGUUCCGGCUUUUAUUUUAACCUCGGACCACGGCACCGCUUCCUCCACGCGGAACCACACGGAACCAGCACGCAGUGUCCAGUUCAACUUCUAAACACUGAGUCGUGUGUCCUUAGAGCUUUACGUCGUUCUUAUUAAAGUUCGUAUGAAAGAAGCAGAGAAACUGCAUGAUGGUUCUUUUACUGUUUUUUUCUUUCCCCUCCAUUUUGUUUGAAAGCCUCAGCGGCGCUGCCUCGAGUCAGAGUCAAUCUGUUCUGCAUUAAAACAUGACGUUACACACAGACUAAACUCGGUCUAGUAACCUUUGUAGAUAAUAUUCUGUUUAAGGUUUAUGAUGAUCAUCUGAUAAAAUAAAGUGUUUCAUCACA
This is a messenger RNA of Clarias gariepinus (North African catfish), 2686 nucleotides long. RefSeq names its product GTP binding protein 1 (gene gtpbp1). Gene Ontology annotation, molecular function: GTPase activity; translation elongation factor activity; GTP binding. The record is from RefSeq and is a predicted model, not a curated record. Bases 255 to 2246 code for a protein of 663 amino acids. NCBI's taxonomy places the organism in Eukaryota, Metazoa, Chordata, Actinopteri, Siluriformes, Clariidae. Gene Ontology annotation, biological process: translational elongation. The transcript is spliced from 13 exons.